AAAAAAAACACCAGUCUUCCCCCAAUUCGCGAAAUUUCAAACCCAAUCGAACGCUUCCAAACCCUAGGCGAGCUGCGGGCGGCGGCCGCUCGCGAGCAUCCAGCCAUCGAUCGCCAUGGCGCCGCCUCGCCCCCCUCCGGCCCGCGGCGGACGCCGCCCACCCCCUAAGUCCGCGCCCCUCCGUCCGGAGGAGGAGCUGCUCCUCGAGGCAGCGUCCGACGGCGACCUCGUCCUCUUCAAACGGCUGGCGAGGAUGAUGGACGGCGGGCGCGGGCGCGUCACGGAGGCGGUAGAGGCCGUUGUGGAGUGCACGGCGGGGGCGCUGCACCUCGCCGCCGGCCAAGGGGAAUUGGCGAUGUGCAGGUACCUGGUCGAGGAGCUCCGGGUGGAUGUGAAACGCCUCUGGCUUAUGCAAUUAAUGGUGCAAAUAUAGCUACUGUGAAGUAUCUUCUGGACCAUGGUGCUGAUCCAGAUAAAGUUGAUGACAAAGGAUUUACUUCUCUCCAUAUUGCAGCUGAGGAAGGAUAUUGCAAUAUAGUGGAGCUCUUGCUUUCUAGAGGGGCUUCCGUUGAUGCAUUAUCUAAUCGUGGUACACCACUGCACCUUGCUGCUACUAAUGGUCAUCAUCAAACAGUGAAGAUUUUGUUGGACCACAACGCUGAUUGCAAUAAGAUUGUGAAUGGUGUCUACACACCUCUCCUUGUAUCUAUUUAUGCUCCGUCACUAAAAUGUGUGAAGCUACUAAUCCAGGCUGGUGCUGAUGUAAAUGGUGUGGGUAAUAUAACCCCCUUAAUAGCUGCUGUUGGGUUAACUGAGUGCAUGAAGUGCUUAUUGGAAGCUGGUGCUGACCCAAACGUCCCUGAUGAAUUUGGCAGGAUGCCAAUAGAGUUUGCGGCAAUAUGUGGUACACGAGAAGAUGUUGAGAUCCUAUUUCCUUUAACUUCUCGUAUUCCGGCUGUACGUGAUUGGAGCGUCAAUGGAAUAAUAUGUCACGCAUACUCAUUGCCAGGGCAAAAGUUCUAUGAGAGGGGGCUGGAAAGGGACAGAGCUAGUUUGAAAUUUCAAGGAAGAAAGGCACUCGAGAGAAAGGAUUACCUUUCUGCAAUUGAACUAUACACUAAGGCAAUGGGCCUUGAUUAUGAGGAUGCGACCCUGUACUCAGAUAGGAGUCUCUGUUUUCUCCAAAUUGGCGAGGGAGACAAAGCCUUUGCGGAUGCUUAUACUUGUAGAAUGAUGCGCCCUGAUUGGCCAAAGGCCUGCUAUCGGCAGGGAGCAUCUCUAAUGCUGAUGAAGGAUUAUGAAAAGGCCUGUGGUGCCCUUUUUGAUGGUUUGAAAAUGGACCCACGGAAUCUUCAGAUUGAGAACGCUUUACGGGAGGCUAUGGAUUCCUUGAGGAUAUCUCGUGGCGCUAAGACUAUAGAGAAGCAGUUAGAUUGUGUGCAAGUGUGGGUUUUCCGUAGUAGUCGCUGGCUGGCACGCUUCGAGAGUAGGGCAUCUGGACUGCAAGAAAAUGAAGGGACCGCCAGCGCGCUGGACGGCGGGAAGGGCCGCCUCAGGGACGCGGUGGAGGCCGUGACGCUCCAAGGGCGAGGCUCCGGGGCGCUGCACUUCGCCGCGCGCCGUGGGAGGAUGGCGGUGUGUGUGUACCUGGUCCAGGAGCUCGGCGUCGACGUCGACGCCACCGACGAGACAGGCUAUACACCUCUGGUUCAUGCAAUUAUUGCUGGCACUGUGGACACUUUCCAGUAUCUUCUUGAUCACGGUGCUAAUCCAGAUAAACCCGAUGGACAAGGGUCUACGCCUCUCCAUUUGGCUGCUGCAGGAGGAAAUUGUGAAAUAGUAAAAGCCUUGCUUUCCAAAGGGGUCAAUGUUGAUUCAUUGUGUCAUACUGGAACACCACUGCAUACGGCUGCUUUCUGUAGGCAGGAUGGUGCUAUGAAGAUUUUGUUGGACCACCAUGCAGAUUGUAACAAGAUAUUCAACACUGUCUAUUCACCUCUUAUUGCGGCUCUCAAUGUUGUCGGCUCUCUCAAUGUUAGCCCACUGAAAUGUGUCAAGCUUCUGAUUAAGGCUGGCGCUGACGUGAAGGGUGUUGGCACUGUGUCCCCCUUAAUAACUGCUGUCAACAAUGGCUUAACUGACUGCUACAAGUGCUUACUGGAGGCUGGUGCAGAUCCUGAUGUUCGUGAUGAUUUUGGCCACCUUCCAAUAGAAAUUGCUGCAUAUAACAAUAGACGGGAAGAUGUUGAAAUCCUACUUCCAGUAACUUCACGUACUCCAUAUGUGCGAGACUGGAGCGUUGAUGGGAUAAUUCGUUGGGUGAAAUCAAUGCCAUCAGUGGAGAAUGACCCCAUGAACAAAAUGAAUCCAGCUGAUCUCAAGUUAGAAGGAAGCAAGGCAUAUAAGAGAAAAGAUUAUGCUACUGCAGUCAAACUUUACUCUAUGGCAGCAGACCGCUGCCCUGAUGACGCAACACUGUACUCAAAUAGGUGCCUUUGCUGGCUUAAGAUGGGUGAAGGAGACCAAGCUUUGAUGGAUGCGGGAGUUUGCAAGAUUAGGCGCCCAGGUUGGGCAAAGGCCUGUUACCUGGAAGGAUCUGCUCAAAUGUUACUGAGGGACUAUGAGAAGGCGUGUGAUGCAUUUCUUGAUGGACUCAAACUGGAUCCAGCAAAUGUUGAGAUCGAGAACUCAUUACGGGAGGCUGUAAAUUGCUUGAAGACAUCUCAUGCCCCCCAAAAGUUGCAAGAAUAGUCAACUAUUAGGGGAAAACUUGCUAUUCACAGGAGCAGCACGACUGGUGCCAGUUCCCUCGGUGCGUGUGCAACGGAGUGUUGAGUUUAAAACAUCACUUGCUCUUGUAAACUAGGGUUCUUUAAUUUUGCCAAUGCUCGACUAGGCCGGCCAUGAAGAAUUA
Triticum aestivum (bread wheat) is the source of this 2914-nucleotide messenger RNA. Its product is annotated as serine/threonine-protein phosphatase 6 regulatory ankyrin repeat subunit A. The record is from RefSeq and is a predicted model, not a curated record. Gene Ontology annotation, molecular function: protein binding. Lineage: Eukaryota; Viridiplantae; Streptophyta; Magnoliopsida; Poales; Poaceae.